UGCUUUUCCAUUCCCGAAAAGUUUUUUCUUUUCUUUUUUAAUUUAAAAAUCCAUCUGUAUGCAACUUAAAAGACUAUAACCCAUCAAAUCUUCUACCCAGAAAUCAUGUGUCUCGGUUGAAAAUUUUCCCCUUCUGUUUUUUACAAACUUUCCCAAUAUUUUUUUCCCAUCGUUCUCUCGGACUUUCUUUGUUUUUCAUAGUUGGCGUUUUCGGCUUAAUUUGGGCUAGUUUUUUGUUGUGGGUUUCUUCAUCGUUGAUCAAAGCAGGGUAGAGGGUUGAGGUUUCUUUAAGUUGAAAGGAAAAAAAAAAGGGGGAGGUGGAAAUCCCUUUUAUUUUGGCUUGUUGUUUCGUACAUUCACCAUAGCUUUGCGUUUGGCAUGACGGGGAAAGAGUUGAAUUAGACAACAUUGUCAAUUACCAACAAAGACUUGGUCGAAUUCAAAGAUAUUUAUUUAUCUUCUCUCCUUUUAUUCUGUCUACAUAAAAUCUCCAAACGUCAACAUUCGGGAUUUCUCCAGGCACAGAUUUGAUUGUACUCCCCUUUCGCCUUCUUCGUUACUUGCUCUGUUUUUCUUGUUGGAGUCAUGAUUUUCGACACAGCUUUUACGCGAUCAAACCUCGACUGCUUUCUUCAUUGCACUACACCAACCCUCAAAUCCCAAUUCCUUCCCAAGAGCGAGAUUAGUAACCUUAAUCGCUUAUGGCACCCUUGGGAGAGAGAAAAGGUUGAAUAUUUCACAUUAUCUGAUCUUUGGGAUUGUUUUGAUGAAUGGAGUGCGUAUGGAGCUGGAAUUCCCAUUGUGUUGAACGACAGCGAAACCUUAGUCCAGUACUUUGUUCCUUACCUAUCUGCCAUUCAAAUCUUUACCAGCAAUCCUUCUGUCAACAGCUUUAGGGAAGAGACAGAAUCAGGUGACGGCGAGAGGGAUUCCUUCAGUGAUUCAAGCAGUGAAGAGAGCGAGAGUGACAAGUUAUGGAGAUGGGAGGGAUGCUCAUCGGAGGAGGGAGGGUCCGAGCAAGACAGCCUUUGCCACCUCAACAAUAGGUUGGGUUACCUUUACUUUCAGUAUUUCGAGAGAUCGGCUCCUUAUGGUAGAGUGCCCCUCAUGGAUAAGAUUAAUGGAUUAUCUGGAAGAUACCCAGGUUUGAUGUCAUUGAGGAGCGUUGAUCUUUCUCCAGCUAGUUGGAUGGCAGUGGCCUGGUACCCAAUUUAUCACAUUCCCAUGGGAAGGACCAUAAAGGACUUGUCCACAUGCUUCCUUACUUACCACACUCUAUCAUCUUCUUUCCAAGAUAUGGACCCGGAGAAUGAGAUUGAGGGUGGCGAAAGGAAGGGAAAGGAAGGGGAGUGCAUCUCCCUUCCACCAUUCGGGAUGGCCACAUACAAGAUGCAAGGGGAAGUGUGGGCCUCGGGCAAUUCAGGACGGGACCAAGAAAGGCUAGUGUCGCUUUUAAGCGUGGCAGAUUCGUGGCUAAAGCAACUUAGGGUCCAGCAUCAUGACUUCAACUACUUCACGGGGAUUCGACGUGGCUAGUCUUUGUUACUUGCACUGUCUCACAAUCCCAUGGAACCCACUGAUCACUAAUUAUACAAAGAAGAAUAGAAAAACAAAAUCUCUUUCCGGUUUUUUGGUUUUUAGAAUUAUGGUUGCCACUUGUUUUUUUGUAACUGUCCAGUGUGACGUCAGCGGUGACAGCAGUUUCAUCCGAGGGUAUCCCAGUUGAGUAGUUUAGCCUUAUUUUUGCGUCUGCUUUAAGCCUGUUUACUUUUGGGGGGGCUUUAUUGUAAAGAAAUGAUGUCCGAUAAGUAAGGCCCUUAAAACUGUCGAAACUUUGCCGGAUUGUAUAUGAUAUGAUACUUCAUCUUGACCAUAUUAGACAACAAUUUUCACAA
Messenger RNA from Gossypium raimondii (Peruvian cotton), 1895 nucleotides. RefSeq lists its product as uncharacterized. The coding region runs from base 586 to 1536 and encodes 316 amino acids. The transcript has 6 exons. Lineage: Eukaryota; Viridiplantae; Streptophyta; Magnoliopsida; Malvales; Malvaceae. The record is from RefSeq and is a predicted model, not a curated record.